Messenger RNA from Saccostrea cuccullata (small rock oyster), 3002 nucleotides. RefSeq lists its product as uncharacterized. The record is from RefSeq and is a predicted model, not a curated record. Bases 313 to 1962 code for a protein of 549 amino acids. Lineage: Eukaryota; Metazoa; Mollusca; Bivalvia; Ostreida; Ostreidae. Gene Ontology annotation, molecular function: translation repressor activity; ubiquitin protein ligase activity; protein binding. The transcript has 2 exons. Gene Ontology annotation, biological process: proteasome-mediated ubiquitin-dependent protein catabolic process; negative regulation of translation; protein polyubiquitination.
AGGAAUAUGGGAUAAACUCCUCUAUCAAAGUUGCCAAGAUAUUAUUGGUGCAAGAAUUCUACAGCUUGUAAAAAUUAAUUUUAGUUUCGAUUUUUUGUUCUAUCUAAGCGUUGCAAGUUUUGAGCUUGAGGAGUAAAAAAAUUCUUCCUGAACGCUGAUAUUUUUGAAAUAUAACCUAGAUUUUAUAGCAGGAAGUAUAAAGCACUUGACAGAAUUAAACUGGCUACAGUCAAGUGACAUGAGUAAAGAGAAGAGGUCUUGUACUGGGGGACACCAAUUAUCGUUUCCUACAAAUAAGAUACAAAACUUCUAAUGAUGGACCCCUGUUACAGUGCCCAGGACGUAUUGCGAUGUGCCCUGUGUGAGACCGCUGUGGUACAGAUGCACUGUGAUACAUGUCUUGUCAACCUGUGUACAACGUGUGUAGGAAAACACAUGAUUUCUGAUGAAUCCAAGGACCACAAAGUCGUCAAAUACCAGGUCAAGAAAUCCACCCCCCUCUACCCUGAAUGUACAACUCACAGCAAAGAACAAUGCACUAUGUACUGUAAUCAAUGUGACAUUCCUGUGUGUGACACUUGCAUUGCAUCUCAUCAACAUCUUGGUCAUAAAUUUUUAACAAUUUUGCAAAUCCAGGAUGAAAAGAAGAACAAAAUAAUUAAAGAACAUACUGAAUUGAAAGAGACAAUUUUUCCCACCUACCAGGACAUUGCCUCUGAUGUACAAAACAGAAUCAGUCAGUUAGAAAAGGAAUAUGGAGAUCUCUCAACAGCCAUAACAAAACAUGGAGAGGACUGGCACAGAGAAAUUGACAAACUUGUCAAGAAACUUAAAGCUGAAGUUGAUGAAAUGAAAAACACACAGAUACAAACUCUACAGAAACAUAUGGAUGAAAUAAACAAGACAAUGUCUGACAUCAAGGAGGAAAUUAAUGCAUUUGAAAUUGCUAUAAACUUUAAUGACUUGUCAAAACUGUUCCGCGUUAAAUUCAAUGUAGAUAGAUACAAAAAGCUUCCACAAAAAAUUGUGCCAUCUGCACCUAAAUUCAUGCCAGGAAAAAAUCAAGAAAAAGAAUUUCAUGACACGUUUGGAGCUUUAACGCUAAGUUCUCUUACUUCAGAUGAACAAUCUUACAGUAUGAAGUUUUCACCACCAGAACCAGAGAUUGUCACCACCGUAGACACUUGGUAUGAUUACCUUUACAAUGUGGCAUGUCUGAGUGAUGAAGAAAUCUGGACAAGUGGAGAUGAAAACAUCAUGAAACUUUUCAGCAUCAAUCAGGGAUCACGACUCAGGUCAAUUACAACCAAGUCAGGGUACCCGCCAUCUAACAUAGCAGUGACAAAAAGUGGAGCUCUAAUUUAUACUGAUCUCAAUGUUAGAACUGUGAACAUUGUGAAGAAAAAAAAGAUAGAGGAGGUGAUCAGACUAAGGAACUGGAGACCUAACGGUGUCUGUAGUGCCUCCUCCGGUGACCUCCUAGUUAUCAUGUACAGUGAUGAUGUCACACAAACAAAAGUUGUCCGUUACUCUGGCUCCACAAAGAAACAAACCAUUCAGUUUGAUGAUAAAGGUAAACCUCUCUAUUCAUCUGGUGGUUAUUAUGACAGAUACAUCACGGAGAACAGGAACCUUGAUAUCUGUGUGUCUGACCAUAGAGCUAAAUCAGUAGUGGUUGUCAAUCAGGCCGGGAAACUGAGAUUCAGGUACUCUGGACAUACUCCUGCUCUAAAGAUCAAACCAAUCAGUCCACGAGGAAUCACCACAGACAGUCAGAGUCACAUCCUUACAGCUGAUUGUGACAAUGACUGUGUCCACGUCAUAGACCAGGAUGGACAGUUCCUCUGUUACAUCGACUGUGGACUGAGGAACCCCUGGGGACUGUGUAUAGAUACAAAUGACAAUCUGUUUGUUGCUGAAUGGAGAAACAAAAAGGUGAAGAAAAUCAUAUAUCUGAAGUGAUGUUAGUGUACUGUUUACCAUGUUAUAAUGAUGCAUUUUAAUGAUAGCUCAUACAAGUCAGUGUAUUUACUAAAGAUUGGUUUUACAUAUACAGGUAGUCAUAUUCCUUUUCUUGUCAAAGAUGAAUAUCAAAUGAUGAAUGUGUCAUCAUGUGUUUGAUAUUUAUGUAACAUAUGUUUGAUAUUUAUAUAACAUAUUUUUUCUUCAAAAAACUGUGUCUUAAAGUACUACUUCUCUGAUUAGGCAUCACUAAACUUUGCCGAAAUAUAGUUUUAAAUAAGUCCAGGAAUAUUACAGAUUUGUGUGUGCUAAAUCAUUUGAGGUAACUAUUCCACAAACCUCUCCUGAAGAUUGAAACCACCCCCGAAAAAAGAAAUCAUAGUUUAAACACUGUUUAAUGAACAUAAUAAAAUCAUCAACAUUUUUUUCUGCUUAUAUUUGGAAUUCAUGUAAUGAUAUAGAUCCAAGUAUCUCUGGAUCAUUAUCUUUUUUUGUUGACACUGACAAUCAAGUCAUGCUUUUCUGUCCGAAGAAAAAUAAUUUAUAACCAAAGAAAAAUAAUUAUAUGCAAGUGUAUUCUAAGUUAAUUAAUUAAUUAAGGAGGUAUUCUACACCAAAAUUUUAUUUUUAUUUACUUGAUCUUAGAAACAUCUCUAGACUUUUGAAACUUUGUAUAUAAAUCCGAAUCUCUUUGCAAAAAUGUUAUCAUGAUUAUACUUAUCACUCAAAGAGUAAGUUGUUGAUUCACUCUGCUUACCUCAUAUCAACAAACUGUCAAUCCUACAACCAGUGUACGGUGUAAGGUUAAUGUUUCAUUCAUCUCCCCUGUAUCUGGUUUUAGUUGGAUUUUACACUUGUAAAACUCCCCAGUAACAAGUUGAUGGUAUAACCUGUAACAGAUACAUGUAUGUUAGUUCGCAUUUUCACUUACCUCCCCAGUAACAAGUUGUUUGCCAUCAGGAGAAAAAGCCAGUGAGGUGAUAUUCUUUUUUUAAGGUAUUCAAGAUGUGGGACUGUUUAUUACGUCGAGGAUUGAAUAA